This is a messenger RNA of Perca fluviatilis (European perch), 3812 nucleotides long. RefSeq names its product polypeptide N-acetylgalactosaminyltransferase 9 (gene galnt9). The coding region runs from base 1134 to 2948 and encodes 604 amino acids. The transcript has 11 exons. Gene Ontology annotation, cellular component: Golgi apparatus. The record is from RefSeq and is a predicted model, not a curated record. Lineage: Eukaryota; Metazoa; Chordata; Actinopteri; Perciformes; Percidae.
AAACCGUUAACCUUCGCAUUACGGAUCAAAUAGCAAAAAUCUGUUAACACAUGCACGCACAGUUGCAUUUUCACAGUUGACUAGCUGAGGCGGGGGGAAGGCUGCUCUACGAAGUGGAAGUAGUAGCUGCUUUCAGAGUCGUGCUGUUGAUUCGAUCCUGCGAGCCUAAAUAACACAGCUCGUGAAUAUUCAUGAUCGAGCCUGUGGACGUCAGGACGCAGCGGCGGCUCGGCUCUCCCUCCCCGGCAGAGAGAGCUGGCGAGACUGGGGAGGAGAGAGGAGAGAGACAUCAUGCGAGAGCCCGGCUGCAUCUCUCCCGCCGCAUCUCAGGGCAAAUCUGCUCUCAACUCACCGCCGACACGGGAAACAACAAGGGACUGACGAAACAAACUAAAAAAAAAGGGAAAGAGAGAAAAAGACAGAGAGAGAGAGAGAGAGAGAGAGAGAGAGAGAGAGAGAGAGAGAGAGAGAGAGCAACGCCGCCUUGUUUCAGAAACUAGCACACAUUCUCUGGACAUAAGCUCCUUGGGUUUCUGUUCGCAGAGCGGGACGCAUCGAGAGAGAGAGCACAACGCACUUGAAAAGGGAGAUGCCACAGCGAAGCAGUGGUAGCGGGAGGAUGCUUCGAUGCGGGCGGUUAUUGCAGCGCAUCUCCUGUAAGAUGGACGAGACAUAUCGGGGCUGAGGAACUGGCUGCUUAUCGCGUUGGCGAAGGAAAGGUGGUUUGCAAGUGCCGCGGGCUGUUUUAGAGGAUGAAUGCCUUCCCUGGCGGCAGUUGUCGCUCGUGAUAUGUAGCUCAAACGACGACAGAGUGCGUGCAGCUGUUUCUCGGCUAGUGAAGCUCCAUAAAGAAUAACCCAUCUCUCCCCGGCUGGAGCCGAGCGCCGUGGCCGCCAGCAGCCUCCCCCCCACCUCGGCUCCCAGUGUGACGGGUGCGAUGCCCCAACUAAAAAAGUGAGCGCAGCCUCGCGAGCUGUCCGUGGUGCUGAACGGAUCCGUCAGCUCCUCGGGUCUCCACGAGUUGACCUUCUCUCUCCCCCCCCCCCUCCUGUAAACAGUAAGGUGGUAAAGCAGGCCACCGCACAUGGACAGCUGCUGGGCUUGACUGUGUCAGCCGGACAAUAUUCUCUUUCAUGGCUGUGGCACGCAAAAUCAAAACUUUGCUGACCGUCAACAUUUUUGUGUUCGUGGGGAUUAUCCUGUUCUCGGUCUACUGCAGGAUCCAGGACCGAUCCGAGGAGCUCAUCCAGAUAGGGCGUAUGUCUGACCAGAGGCUGCGAGCCAGGAAUGGCAAAGUUUCCAACUCGGUGGACAGGCAGUCUAUUCUCCAGAGGUUGGAGAGGCUGGAAGAUGUGGUCUACAAUCAGCUUAACGGUUUGGCGAAGCCCAUGGGGCUAGUUGAGGGACCCGGAGGCCUUGGCCAGGGGGGAGCUGCUGCCACUCUAGGAGAGGACAGCCAUGAUGCCGAGGGGAAAUACGAGGAGUACGGCUACAACGCUCAGCUCAGUGACCGCAUCUCCCUGGACAGGAGCAUCCCCGACUACAGGCCUAAAAAGUGUAAGCAGCUGACGUACGCAGAGGACCUUCCCCAGAUCUCUGUGGUCUUCAUCUUCGUGAACGAGGCCCUGUCAGUGAUCCUGCGCUCCGUCCACAGCGUGGUCAACCACACACCCGCACACAUGCUCAAGGAGAUCAUCCUGGUGGACGACAACAGUGACAGCGUGGAGCUGAAAUACAACUUGGACCAGUAUGUGAACAAACGCUACCCAGGCCUGGUAAAGAUCGUGAGGAACAGCAAGCGGGAGGGCCUGAUCCGAGCCAGAAUACACGGCUGGAACGCGGCCACGGCUCCUGUCGUCGGCUUCUUUGAUGCCCACGUCGAGUUUAACACUGGCUGGGCUGAACCUAUUCUGACCCGGAUGAAGGAGGAUCACACCCGCAUCAUCCUGCCCGCCAUAGACAACAUCAAGUACAACACGUUUGAGGUGCAGCAGUACGCCAACGCCGCCCAUGGCUACAACUGGGGGCUGUGGUGUAUGUACAUCAUCCCUCCACAGGAGUGGCUGGACAAGGGCGAUGAGACGGCCCCUAUCAGAACUCCAGCUAUGAUCGGCUGCUCCUUUGUGGUUGACCGGGAAUACUUUGGCGAGAUUGGUCUGCUGGAUCCUGGCAUGGAGGUCUACGGAGGCGAGAACAUCGAGCUCGGCAUGCGGGUGUGGCAGUGUGGAGGGAGUAUGGAAGUCCUGCCAUGUGCCAGAGUGGCUCACAUCGAGCGCACCAAGAAGCCCUACAACAAUGACAUAGAUUAUUACGCUAAGCGCAAUGCCCUGCGGGCCGCCGAGGUGUGGAUGGAUGAAUACAAAUCCCACGUCUACAUGGCCUGGAACAUUCCCAUGAAUAACCCUGGGGUUGAUUUCGGGGAUGUCUCUGAGCGCUUGGCCUUAAGGAAAAGGCUGCAAUGUCGGAGUUUUCGCUGGUACCUUGAACACGUCUACCCAGAGAUGCGGAUCUACAACAACACCAUCACAUAUGGCGAGGUGAGGAACAGCAAAGCUAGCGGCUACUGCCUGGACCAGGGCGCUGAGGACGACGACAAAGCCAUCCUCUACCCCUGCCACGGCAUGUCCUCCCAGCUUGCCCGCUACGCUAACGAGGGGCUUCUCCAGCUAGGACCCCUGGGGUCGACCACCUUCCUGCCUGACACAAAAUGCCUUGUUGAUGAUGGCAGAGGACGCACUCCUAGACUUAAAAAAUGUGACGCUGUUUCAAGGAAGUCCCAGAGGCUUUGGGACUUUACACAGAAUGGCCCAAUCAUCAGCAGGGACACCGGUCGAUGCUUGGAGGUAGAAAUGUCCAAAGAUGCUAACUUUGGCCUUCGCCUGGUGGUCCAGAGAUGCUCUGGUCAGAAAUGGAUGAUACGAAACUGGAUUAAGCAUCCAAGGCAUUAAAGCUAGAAAGAAAAAAAUCUCUGAGACAGUUUGGGCAGUGUUUCAAGUUUCGCAGUUGGAUCUCAAACUGUGAACAGUUCAGAAAGGAGCAGAAACUGGUGCUGCUAGUGUGUGCUAUUUCACACUACAGACUGCACAGCACACUUAGCUUCCCUCAGGCCACAGAGCUUUCCAACACUGAGUAUUAAAGAAGAAUCUGAUCAAUUCAUGUGUUCCACUGAGCUGCACGUUCACAGAGACCUUAUGGCAGUCAGAAAUGGCCCACAUUUCUGACAUUCAGCUACAUGUAUAGAACAGCGUAACGAGACAUCUGAGUGUAGCCCCUGAAGUUGGUUCAAGAUCCUAGUAAUUCUUUUGUUUCUACUGUAAAACUAUCAGAUUUGUGGAGAUGAGAAAGAGUGUGUGAGUGUUCUGAGUGCAUCUGAGCUAAUCAAAAUAUAUGAUUGGGUCAGUUGCCACAUCAAAGUGAUUAUUUUGGGCUGUGAUUUGGAAAAAUUGCUUUGGACAUAUUGUGCUGCACUGGCAAGACAUGUAAUAGGCUUCAAAGGGGCUGCCCAUCAUCUGUCCGGGAGGCAUUUCACCUGCUACUGUGCUACCACACAGACUACAGUUCUUUCUUUCUUUGGACUGUAUUGCUCACUGAGGACAGGAGCAAUCAUGUGCCUUUUUUCUCAUUUUUCUGUCUAAUCUGACCAGGGAAUGUCAGUCCCAAAAGCAUGUACAAAAUUAUUUGGAAAUUAUUAAUAUAUAAAACAAUGUAUAAAACAGUCUAAUGAUAGUAAUAUAUUGUAAAAAGUGAAACAUUGAUAUCCAUCCUCUGAUAACAGUUAGGAUAAUAAAAUCAUUUUUAUGAUGAGCAACCUC